Molecule: messenger RNA, 1723 nt
Organism: Oldenlandia corymbosa var. corymbosa
Lineage: Eukaryota; Viridiplantae; Streptophyta; Magnoliopsida; Gentianales; Rubiaceae
Source: the annotation of a GenBank genome assembly
CUCUGUUUUCACUCUGUUGAACUGAGAUUUGUUAGCUGAGAAAACAGAGCACCAUUGACCGAUAUAUGGUGCAAUUCUUCAUCUGAUCUUUCCAGCUUUGUUUUGCUAUUUUUUUUUUUCUUUUCUUUUCUUUUGUUGUUCAAUCCCUUUUUCCUUUCCUCAUCAAUGGAGGAUACUGCAAUAAUCCAUCCUGCUGCUUUAGAGAAGAGCGCCAGGAAAAGAAAACGUCCCGAAUUACUCCAAACUGAAAGCUCAUCAAGAUCAAGUUCCAUUUUCCAGUUGGACGAGCUGAAUCAAGAUCUUCUUGAACAAGUUCUCGCCUGGCUUCCAACCUCCAACUUCUAUCGCCUCACUUCUGUCUGCAAAAGAUGGAAAUCAGCUGCCAGUUCAGCCACUUUUAAGCUUACCUGCUCGAAAAUCCCAGCAAGGGAACCAUGGUUCUUCAUGGUUGAUCCGCAGGAUCCUCAAUUGAAAAACCCACUUUUUGUUUUUGACUCUGCUGAAAAUAGCUGGAAGCAGAUCAGUUUUUUCUCCUCGCCAUAUUUUCAGCAGCUGGAAAAACAGAGCUCCGGCAACUUUGUGCCGGUUGCAGCAUCUGGAGGUCUGAUUUGUUUCAUGUCUUCCCAAUUCGAAUUCAUAGUUUGCAACCCUUUAACUUCCAGUUACAAAAAGCUUCCUCCUUUAAGAAGCUCUGAACAGAGCAUUAACCAUCUUCAAGCCAUAGCCAUGAUUUCCACCCCAGAAUCAUACAAAAUUGUUUUAGUCCAUGGUGAAAUUUCACAACUUUCAUUCCGGGUUUACAGCUCAAUGAAGCAUCAGUGGGAGGAGGAAGAGAAAAUGCAUCAUCGGAGAUCCGAUUCCGUUGAUCAUUCUGCUCACCCCUGUUCUGAAACAGGGUCAUCGGCGAUGGAAGACGAUGAUGAUCAUGCAGUCUAUUUCCUGAGCAAAUGCGGGAAUGUCGUGUCAACCGAUUUGCAGAGAAGCCCGUGUAAGCAGUACUCAUCGGUUAUAAUUGAUCGAAACGCCGAAAAGAUCAUGUAUUUCUUCAGCAAUUCAGGGAGGAUUGUCGCUUGCAAUCUCACCAAGAAAUCCUACUUUGAAUAUCCAAGGAUAUUGCCACUUUGCUACGAGUACUCAAUCGAUCUGGUUGAGUCCAAUGGGGAAGUUUACGUGGUUCUGCUCAUGGAAUUCCUCGAAAGCGCGAGUCUUCGGGUGUGGAAAUUUGAUGAAUUGGCUCAAUCUUGGGAUCAGAUUGCAGCAAUGCCUCCAUCAAUGUCGCAUGAAUUCUAUGGUAAGAAAGUUGAUAUAAACUGCAGUGGUGGUGGAAAUGAGAAGCAGGUUCUGGUGUGCUUGAAUUCUGCAGAAGUUUGCAGCUAUUUUUUGUGCAAUUUGGUGGAAAAUCAGUGGGAAGAAGUACCAAAAUGUAGUGUUGGUGGUGAAGUGAAAGACUUUAGUUGUGCAUUCACAUUUGAACCUAGGAUUGAAGCUUCUGUUUGAACAAUGACAGACCUAAAAUGUCAAAGUAGAUCUUCGGUUGGAAAAUGACCAAUUUUCUCAAAUCUCAAUAUUCACAGUUCAUUCAUAUUUUUGAUGUACUUUUUCUAAUUACUAUUAUUUCACAUGUACCAUCGACAAUUUAUUUUGUACCUCGAUCUUCCAUAGUUCAGAAAGCAAACCCUAACUUGAUUAUUGCAAGUAAUUUAUCAUUAUUAUUCUUUCGGAG